Molecule: messenger RNA, 2465 nt
Organism: Sinocyclocheilus grahami
Lineage: Eukaryota; Metazoa; Chordata; Actinopteri; Cypriniformes; Cyprinidae
Product: splicing factor, arginine/serine-rich 15-like
Exons: 16
Coding region: 138-2108 (656 amino acids)
Biological process (GO): negative regulation of termination of RNA polymerase II transcription, poly(A)-coupled
Cellular component (GO): nucleus
Molecular function (GO): RNA polymerase II C-terminal domain phosphoserine binding; RNA binding
Source: RefSeq, a predicted model, not a curated record
CUCAACGUUCGCGGAAGGUUGUGUUGUUGAGUUUCUGAGCGUCAAUCUCAUGCGGCCUCGUCGCGAAAAUCCAGUUCACACAUGUUUAUUCGGGUCCGGGAGAAUAUAUCCAACAACAUACUGAGUUAAUAACGCUCAUGGACAUGGAAGCGGUGAACGCCUUUAACGGGGAGAUGAUGUCCAUGAUGGACAUGACUCCCCCAAUCUCUCGAGCCAAAAUGAUGUCUGUAACCAAAGCAGGAAUCAAAGCUAUCAAGCUUUACAAGCACGUUGUUCAAAUCGUGGAGAAGUUCAUCAAGAGGUGUAAACCAGACCUAAAGGUUGCUGGUCUGUAUGUGGUCGACUCAAUUAUCCGACAGUCCCGCCAUCAGUUCGGCACAGACAAAGAUGUGUUCGGUCCGAGGUUUUUGAAAAACUUCACACUUACUUUUCAGAACCUUUUCCAGUGCCCCGCUGACGAUAAGGGGAAGAUAUUGCGCGUGUUGAAUCUGUGGCAGAAGAAUGACGUGUUCAGCAUGGACAUCAUUCAGCCGCUGUUAGACAUGGCCACAGACUCUGUACUAUCUGUUGUGGAGAAUGGAAUCCCAGCUGCCGCGCCUCCAGCCGUGCCAAUGGCAGUGCCAGAGCCGGCACCGGCACCAGCUGUUGCAGCGGCAGCGGCCCCGCCCACCCUUCAGAACCCAGUGUCCCUUGCUGCAGUCGCCCAGCUCCUCCAGGGCACGGGGGGCGUCGAGCAGCUGCUCCAAACUCUCCAGCAGGCCGGAGGGGCGGGGCUUCCUCAGCCCACUGCCCCGCCCCCUGAGCAGAAAACAUCAUUAGCUAAGUCUCUGCUGGAUCGAUUUGAUUAUGAUGAUGACCCUGAACCUGUGGAGGAAAAGACUGAACCAGCUCCUGCUGCUCCCAUUACCAUAAACCUUCCCCCAGAAUUACAGCAAGCCCUGCAAGCUCAUCUUCUAAGCCAAAUUGUUAGCCAGACGCAGAUGCAGGGUCAGAUGGUGUCGCAGAGUCAAGUGGCAUCCCAGGGUCAGGUGGCACCUCAUGAGUUCCCAGUGAUAGUUCAGACCCAGAUACCAGAUAACACUCCUCAAGUCUUUGAUGAGAGCAUCAUACAACCCAGUACAAUCCAGCAGCUACAGCAGGCUUCAGCUGAGACCGAACGCUCAGUGCAUGAUGGAAGAGAUCGAAGACCCAGCAGACGGACGAGAUCAAGGUCUCCACGGAGACGAUCGUCAUCACGCUCACGAAGAUCACGGUCCGGUUCACGUUCCCGCCGAGAACGGUCGAGGUAUCACCGCACACGCUCCCGAUCCAGAGAGCGUCGAGGCCGUUCCCCACAGGCGCGAUCUGAGGAGAGGAGAGACAGGGAGAAAGAGCGAGAGCGGCGACAGAAAGGACUUCCGCCUGUCAAGAAGGAAACUCUCAGUGUGUGUAGUACUACACUAUGGAUCGGACAGCUGGACAAAAAGACUCAGCAGCAGGACAUCAUGAGUCUGAUGGAGGAGUUUGGACAGAUCGAGUCCAUCAAUAUGAUUCCUCCCAGAGGUUGUGCCUACAUUGUCAUGGUGCACAGACAAGAUGCCAACACGGCCCUGAAUAAACUCAGCAGAGGGGUUGUUAAAGUCAACCAGAAAACUAUUAAGAUCGCAUGGGCGUUGAAUAAGGGCAUAAAGAUGGACUUGAAGAAGUUUUGGGACAUGGAGCGGGGCGUCACGUAUAUCCCAUGGGAUAAAGUGAAACCCAAUGAUAUUCGAAGUCUUCAGGAAGGAGGCAUGCUUGACGCUGAAACACUCAAACCAGAGUGGAAAAGUUUUGUGGCCAAUCCGGCUGUGCCAGUAACAGAAGGACCUGAAGGAAAACAGGAAGACGGAGCUGCACUACCAGCGGUAUCACAGGUAAAAUACGAGGGGUUUCCUAUAGAACUCCUCAAGGGCGUUCAGUGUCUCGGUCAAUUUUUCUGCUCUCGUCUUUUCACGUCUUCGACAUAUGGGAGGCAAACAAUGUUUCUGUGUUCUUUGCUUUGCACUGACGCUUUACUGGUGCAGGGUUGCCAUCAUUUCUGGCAAGUGAAGAGCCAUAGAGCACAAAAUAAAACAAGGUUAGUGUCAUGACUGUCUAGUUUUCUUUCCGUGUUUCAGUGGCAUCGCUUUCAAUGAUGAAUUUUGUCACAACACGGUCACUGCUGUUCUGUAGUAGAGCUGAUUUUGCUUAAAUGUGUCUAUAUUGAACAUUCCAUGACGUUUGACAUUUUGCACACAGUCUCAAAGGCUCUUCUAAAUCUGUCGUAUAUGUUUUGGAUGGACUAGGUUGCUUUUUAAGAAACUUUUGAUACAUCGUUGUUUGAUAUGACUUACAAAUGUUUUGUUACAUUGCUGCUUGAAUAGUUACCCAAAAAAAAAUAUUUGCUGAAACUUCAUUCACCUUCAGGCCCUCCAAGAUGUAGAUGAGUUUUUCUUGUACUUAUUUGG